CCCGGAGCCGCUCAGCCUGGCGCCCGCGCCCCGCGCCCGCAGCCCGCCCAGGCGGAGUCAGCCCGCGCUCCGCCCGUCGCGCUUCGGGCUCGGAGGUCCGGACUCCGGGCUCGCCGCCUGCCGGGCCGGCUCCGCGCCCCGCACUCCCGCGCGCCGCGCCCCCGCGGGCGGAGCGCACCAUGCCGCAGCUGGACUCGGGCGGGGGCGGCGCGGGCGGGGGCGACGACCUCGGCGCGCCCGACGAGCUGCUGGCCUUCCAGGACGAGGGCGAGGAGCAGGACGACAAGAGCCGCGACAGCGCCGCGGGCCCCGAGCGCGACCUGGCCGAGCUCAAGUCGUCGCUGGUCAAUGAGUCCGAGGGCGCGGCAGGCGGCGCGGGGGUCCCUGGGGCCGGUGCCGGGGCCCGCGGCGAGGCGGAGGUCGGGGCCGAGGCUCUCGGGCGGGAACACGCUUCGCAAAGACUUUUCCCCGAUAAACUUCCAGAGUCUCUGGAAGACGGCCUGAAGGCCCCGGAGUGCGCCAGCGGCAUGUACAAAGACACCGUCUACUCGGCCUUCAAUCUCCUUAUGCACUACCCACCCCCUUCGGGAGCAGGGCAGCACCCCCAGCCGCAGCCCCCACUGCACAACAAGGCCAGUCAGCCAGCCCACAGCGUCCCACAGCUCUCUCCUCUCUAUGAACAUUUCAGCAGCCCACACCCUACACCUGCACCAGCCGACAUCAGCCAGAAGCAAGGAGUUCACAGGCCUCUGCAGACCCCUGACCUCUCUGGCUUCUACUCUCUGACCUCAGGCAGCAUGGGACAGCUUCCCCACACUGUGAGCUGGUUCACCCACCCAUCCCUGAUGCUAGGCUCCGGUGUGCCUGGUCACCCUGCAGCCAUCCCCCACCCGGCUAUCGUACCUCCCUCAGGCAAGCAGGAGCUGCAGCCAUAUGACCGUAGCCUGAAGACACAGGCAGAAUCCAAGGCAGAGAAAGAGGCCAAGAAGCCAACCAUCAAGAAGCCACUCAACGCCUUCAUGCUGUACAUGAAGGAGAUGAGAGCCAAGGUCAUUGCAGAGUGUACACUCAAGGAGAGUGCUGCCAUCAACCAGAUCCUGGGCCGCAGGUGGCACGCGCUGUCUCGGGAAGAGCAGGCCAAGUAUUAUGAGCUGGCCCGAAAAGAGAGGCAGCUGCACAUGCAGCUCUACCCAGGCUGGUCGGCGCGGGACAACUACGGGAAGAAAAAGAGGCGGUCACGAGAAAAGCACCAGGAGUCCAACACAGACCCUGGCUCGCCUAAGAAAUGCCGUGCUCGCUUUGGCCUCAACCAGCAGACGGAUUGGUGUGGUCCGUGCAGGAGGAAAAAGAAAUGCAUUCGGUACUUACCCGGAGAAGGCCGCUGCCCCAGCCCAGUUCCUUCCGAUGACAGUGCUCUAGGCUGCCCCGGGUCCCCAGCCCCCCAGGACUCGCCCUCAUACCUCCUGCUACCCCACUUUCCCACAGAACUGCUUGCUAGCCCUGCGGAGCAGCGCCUACAUCACCAGGUCUCUCAGCCGCUCUCAGCCUCCCAGCCCCCUGGACCCAACAGGCCCCCCACAGCGUCCUGCAAAGUACACAACUGCAACGACAGGAAUCUCAGAGACAGGCAGCCUAGCAUGUACAGGACACCUGGCCGCCUCCAGGGGCUCAUCCUCUGAGAGGAAGCGACAGAGCCCCAAAGCACGUGGGAACUGGCCGGGGGCCCUGUUACCUCCCUCUCAGGGACUAGGCCCAGGAGACUUCCGAGGCUGCACAACUUCUGCCUGAACCCGGGGCCAUCAGUUCAAACUACGCCAAAUGGUGGGAAUCAGAUCUGCAUUGUGUCAUCUAAUUAAGGGCAUCCCUUGUGCCUACAGCAGCCUGCAUCUGUUCCUUUUACCCUCUAUCUUGCUGGCCAGAUGCCCCUGCCUCCCUUGCUUUUCUACUAUAGGUCACAGAUAGGCUGGACUAAGCCCAGCUGCUUUCCCCACCCUACAUCUCCUUGGCCCCAUCACUGCCACGCCCUCCCCAUACCACACACUUCAAGGACCAAGAAUGAGCUGGUUUACAAAACCACAUGUGAGCAUGGUCACAACCACAUGCUCAAGACAAUAAUGCUUCUCUUAACCUGGAGAAGCCCUGUUGAUAAAAAAGGAGUUAUUCAUAAACUGGACCAGAGUAAGCCUUUUUGCUGUGUCCUCAAGAGCUUACAAGACUAGGAGGAAAUGGAACAGGUUAAGUUUAGGCCUAUUACCACAGGCAGUAGGAAUAACCUGACACUACCUUAUCAGGCAAGUAUGGGCAGUGAGAGGUAUCUGGCUCUAGUUCAUAUUACUUGGGUAUGUUUCCAAGAGAAACUCAACCUCCCAAGAAGCUCUGAUACCAAGGUCCCAUGCCUGUUACUAGUGACUGAACUCAAAAGAAAUUAUGGCCCCAAAUCCAGCAUGCACCCCUCCCUACACCAAGAGCCUCUGUCACAGUUCUAGCUCCUGCUUGUCCAGGUCAGUCUAGCCAGCUCUUGGGCAGUUUUAAGAGGGCAAACCAAACCUCAUGACCCCCCAUGCUCACCUUACAGCACUGAAAUCGCUUCAGCUUCAGUUUCCCGAAGGGGCUGCAGGAAGGAGGACCAUCAGCAUCCAAGCAAGGAGCCCAGAGAACCUCUAGUGGUGGUCAGUGGGUUUUCACCACCGCCUAGUUUAACCCAUUUCUGAGCCAAGCUUCAAGCCUGAGCCUUAAAAAACAAACUUUUAAUUUAACUUUUUUUUGUCUCCUCCUCACUGUAUAUAGCCUGAACCCAAAGAAAAAGGGCUGUUCCUAUACCCACACACCCCUCAACAAAAGCCUUCAUAGUUCCUACUUUAGCCACUGGCUUCUCAGAAUCCAAAGAUCAUAUAUUCUAGUAUAGUGUUGCAAGAAGUCUUGAGAAAAAGAAAAGGACUAUUGUAGUGUUCAAAAUAUUUUUGUAUUGUUAAUGCAUCAUCAUACAAAAACUUUUUUUAACAUGAGAAUAAAGAUACUUUUUACUGGG
This is a messenger RNA of Leopardus geoffroyi (Geoffroy's cat), 3028 nucleotides long. It is a transcript of the gene TCF7, whose product is annotated as transcription factor 7. Gene Ontology annotation, biological process: canonical Wnt signaling pathway; regulation of transcription by RNA polymerase II. Gene Ontology annotation, cellular component: beta-catenin-TCF complex. The record is from RefSeq and is a predicted model, not a curated record. Gene Ontology annotation, molecular function: DNA-binding transcription factor activity, RNA polymerase II-specific; RNA polymerase II cis-regulatory region sequence-specific DNA binding. NCBI's taxonomy places the organism in Eukaryota, Metazoa, Chordata, Mammalia, Carnivora, Felidae.